CAUAUUCAAAAGUACAUUCUCUUUUUUUUCUUCUUCUUCUUUUGAUCAUAAUCAUUCAUCAAUUCACAUCACAUCACAUCACAAUCAUUUUCGCAAACUCAGUAUUGAUAACAUUUCAAAUUAUGGCAUCCUUCUGCCGGCGGUUACCCGACGCCGGCGCCAUUACACUAUCCGGUGGUCAUCGGCUCCGGCGGACGGAGGUGAUCGCUGGAACUAGAGGGAUAAAAUAUGGUUAUUCUACUCGGGAGAUGACGACGCUGAGAAUGAAGUUGACGGUCGUGGCGUACGGCGGCGUUCGGCGGAGAAAGGAGAAGGUUGGACCAUGCUAUUACGCGGUGGAGGACGGGAUUGUAGGAAAUGAUGACGUGGCGGAGAGUAGUGGGAAUAGAGCGGCGGAGGUGGCGGUUGCCGCUGCUGCAACGGUGGUGAUGGGUGUUGGAAAUAGAGUUCUUUAUAAAUUGGCUUUGGUUCCUUUGAAACAGUAUCCUUUCUUUCUUGCACAGCUUUCUACCGUCGGAUAUGUGAUUGUUUACUUUGGCAUUAUGUGUAUUCGACACCGUGUCGGCAUUGUUACCGAUGAGAUGUUAAGUUUGCCAAAGACUCCAUUUGUUGUUAUUGGUUUCUUACAGGCUCUUGCUGCUGCUACUGGAAUGGCUGCAGGAGCUAUUCUCUCAGGAGCUUCAAUUCCAAUUUUGUCUCAAACCUUUCUAGUGUGGCAAAUUCUUCUUUCGAUUAUUUUUCUUCGGCGAAGAUAUAAGGUCAACCAUCUAUUUGGAUGCUUCCUUGUCACUAUGGGUGUAGUUGUCACGGUAGCAAGUGGAGCUGAUGCUGGAAAUUCAUUAAAGGAUGGUGGUUUAUUUUGGAGUCUUUUGAUGAUAGUUUCAUUUUUACUUCAAGCAGCUGAUACCGUGGUCAAGGAGCUAAUCUUUUUGGAUGCAAACAGAAAACUUAAGGGAGGCUCUGUGGACCUGUUUGUUGUCAACUCAUAUGGAUCUGCAUUCCAAGCACUAUUCAUAUGCCUUCUUCUCCCAUUCUUGUCGAAAUUAUGGGGUGUACCCUUCAGUCAAUUACCAAACUACCUCAAAGAUGGUGCAGCUUGCUUCCUAAAUGUCGGUAAACUAUCAAGUGUUCCAGGAUGCGAUGGUGCACCUCUGCUACCAAUUCUGUUUAUUAUUGUAAACAUUGGUUUCAAUAUUGCAUUGCUUCAUCUCCUCAAAAUCUCUUCCGCUGUUGUAUCUUGUCUUGCUUCCACAUUUUCAGUCCCAAUAUCAAUCUAUGUAUUCACACUGCCAUUGCCAUACCUUGGUGUUGCCUCCUCUCUUCCUACAGGCUUUGUGGCAGGGGCCAUAGUUCUCGUUUUUGGCUUACUCGUUUAUGCAUGGACCCCUUCGAAUGGUUGUUCCUCAAGUGCUUCCUUCUCAGAGGCUUCCACCUAGAGAGGCUAGGAUGAGUUGAAAUUCCAUUGCAGAAUGUUCAAGCCUAUUUUUCAAUGAUGGCUAUACAAAGGAGAGAGGAAAAUGUUGUUUUUUUUUUUGUUGUUGUUGUUGUAGUAUAGUAGGUGUUCUUGAUGAGCUUAAGCUUAGGUGAUAAAGGAAUAGUCGGGAUAGAAAAAGUCCGAUUUUUGUAUAAGGUGAGAAAAUAAAUAAAUGGAGAAUAAAAGUCAAUCUUGUUAACCAUAGCGUGCGACAACAAUCAUCAACUCGUGUAUAUAGAAUCUAUGAGUUGUUUUAGGA
Lathyrus oleraceus (garden pea) is the source of this 1733-nucleotide messenger RNA. Its product is annotated as protein CLT1, chloroplastic. The transcript is spliced from 10 exons. NCBI's taxonomy places the organism in Eukaryota, Viridiplantae, Streptophyta, Magnoliopsida, Fabales, Fabaceae. The record is from RefSeq and is a predicted model, not a curated record. Bases 123 to 1436 code for a protein of 437 amino acids.